Molecule: messenger RNA, 1539 nt
Organism: Phycodurus eques (leafy seadragon)
Lineage: Eukaryota; Metazoa; Chordata; Actinopteri; Syngnathiformes; Syngnathidae
Gene: pax8
Product: paired box 8
Exons: 11
Coding region: 58-1539 (493 amino acids)
Biological process (GO): anatomical structure development; regulation of transcription by RNA polymerase II
Molecular function (GO): RNA polymerase II cis-regulatory region sequence-specific DNA binding; DNA-binding transcription factor activity, RNA polymerase II-specific
Source: RefSeq, a predicted model, not a curated record
GACGAGAGCGUGCUCACGUUCGGCUGGUGGAGGUGCAGGGAGCAACAUCUCAGGGAUAUGUCCGCUGGCACGGCAAGAGGUCAUGGGGGUCUUAACCAACUAGGCGGAAUGUUUGUUAAUGGCCGUCCACUUCCGGAGGUGAUCCGGCAACGCAUCGUGGACAUGGCCCACCAGGGGGUCCGGCCGUGCGACAUCUCCCGCCAGCUCCGCGUCAGUCACGGCUGCGUCAGCAAGAUCCUGGGACGGUAUUACGAGACAGGCAGCAUCAAGCCCGGCGUGAUCGGCGGCUCCAAGCCCAAAGUGGCCACGCCGAAGGUGGUGGACAAGAUCGCAGAGUACAAGAGGCAGAACCCCACCAUGUUCGCCUGGGAGAUCAGGGACAGGCUGCUCGCCGAGGCGGUGUGCGACGGCGACACCGUGCCCAGCGUCAGCUCCAUCAACAGGAUCAUUCGAACCAAAGUCCAGCAGCCGUUCAAUCUCCCUCUGGAUGGAAAAGGCCUAAGCCCUGGACAAACCUUGAUUCCUAGUUCGGCCGUCACCCCGCCCGAGUCUCCGCACUCCGACUCUUUGGGCUCCACCUACUCCAUUAGCGGCCUCUUAGGAAUCCCCCAACCCAGCAGCGAGGGCAAGAGGAGCCAUGAUGACAGCGACCAGGACAGCUGUCGGCACAGUGUGGACUCUCAGGGCAGCGGCGGCGGCGCCAUUCCCAGGAAAAGCAUGCGUAUGGACCACUUCUCGCAGCACUUGGACUGCGGCUUUGAGCGUCCCCACUACCCUCCCGACUCCUUCUCCACCUCCGCCUCGGGUAGCAAGACGGAGCAGACUUUGUACCCGCUGUCGCUCAUCAGCGGCAGCCUGGACGAGGCCAAGAGCAGCCUGUCAUCGUCCGGCUCCGCCAUUGGACGCAACCUGACGGCGCAUCAGAGCUACACCAUGGUGCCUGCCACCCGUCGUUCCUGGAUUCGGUUUUCCAUGGUUUUUGGUUUUCCAUUGUUUCAUUUCGUCCAUUUUCCCGCCUCGCCGCACCCUCGUCCAGAGCCCCUCCAGUCCCUGCCGCUCUGUUUGAAGCAGGAAAUGUCACCAGAAGUUACCAGCACCAGCCCCGCCUCGCCAAACAUGGCGCCGUCCAACCUGCCAUUUGUGGAGCUGCAGAAACCGGUUUCUAUGAGUAGCAGCAGCUGCGGCGGUGGAGCUAGCACCCAUUUCUCUAAUUCCUUCAACUCAUUCUCCCAUCACGCACCUGUGUAUGGCCAGAUCGGCGGCCAGUCAAUCAUCUCAGGGCGAGACAUGGUGAGCUCCACCCUGCCGGGUUACCCGCCUCACAUCCCGUCGCCGGCCCAGUCGGGAUACUCCUCGUCUGCCAUUGCUGGCGUAGUCGCAGGCGCCGACUACCCCGCUCAGUCCUACAGCCACUCGCCGUACGCCUCCUACAGCGACGCUUGGAGGUUCACUAACUCCAGCAUACUGGGUUCACCCUACUAUUACAGCACAGCCUCCCGCAGCGGCCCCCCCUCAGCGGCUGCCUACGACCACCUCUAG